ACUGUCCCUCGACGGAGAACGGCGUCGACCGCUUCGCCUGUCCCACUGCCGACGCGUACGGCCGCUUUCUGUGCAUCGACGACCAGCACAUCUGCAAUGGCUACACCGACUGUCCGAGGGGCGAGGAUGAGGACACCAUGUCCUGCAUGUUCUACAAGAGUACGAAAGCCCAUUUGGAUGUACUUGCGGACUACCUGUUGCAGUGGGCUCGAGGACGACACUUUUAA
This is a messenger RNA of Rhagoletis zephyria (snowberry fruit fly), 227 nucleotides long. Lineage: Eukaryota; Metazoa; Arthropoda; Insecta; Diptera; Tephritidae. The record is from RefSeq and is a predicted model, not a curated record.